This is a messenger RNA of Penicillium coprophilum, 1455 nucleotides long. RefSeq lists its product as uncharacterized. Bases 1 to 1455 code for a protein of 484 amino acids. Lineage: Eukaryota; Fungi; Ascomycota; Eurotiomycetes; Eurotiales; Aspergillaceae. The transcript has a single exon. The record is from RefSeq and is a predicted model, not a curated record.
AUGGAUCCCAACACGGUUUCCCCCUUGUUCAUUGCCCAGGAGACUCUCUGCUUCUACCCGAUCAGUACAAUAUACAAUCAAUGUCCAAGAUAUCUCUUCUACGCACUUAUGCUGGCGACCUGUGUCACUCGAUGGACAGGUUGGGUCAUGAACGUAUUCUUGGGAACUGCCGCAACAUACGCAGGAACUGCGGCAAUCCACGCCUUUAUCAUGGUGUCUAGUCACCAAAUGCCUCAAGUUCCUGGACCUGUCGCUAUUCCAUAUCUGCCCGCCAACUCUAGCCUACGGAAGUUAUUUCCCUAUCUGGUCACCGAGACCAACCAUGUUCUAGUCUCGCCCGCAUCACUUGAGCUUGAUUCAGAUGCUGUUCUUGCCAUUGUUGUCACUGGUUAUCUCGUCUUUUUGCCACUACAAUGCUGGUCUCGUAUCCUAACACAUGACCGAGCACGGAACCUUCUAUUUUAUCUCUGGCAUGCCCUCAUGCUGGCUGAGUCUGCAUGUGCCCUCGUCUAUGCUGCAAAAAUACCCAAGACCUCACCUCAGUACAUGUUUUGCUUUCCUGAUCUCGCGCCGUUCGACGACACAUCAAAUGACGGCUGGCAACCCGCAUGGAGAACAUCCACAUGGAAUGACAGUGUGUGGGAAACAUUUUCGAACAUAACUCGAUGGAAUCAACUAGGAGACAUCUGCUUCAACCCCUGCUUCAAUUCAACCCAAAUUCUACGACAGCCAGGCUCAUUACAUUCUGCCACUGCAGAUGGACACUUCAAAGUCGCCGCCUCCCAUAGCUUUUGGCAAAAGGCUUUGUACUCACAUCGAUACAUCUACAGUCUCAUCAUUCUCUGUCUGAUCCUGAACUGCCUCCUCUUGACUUACCGCUUCCUACCUUACCGAUCACGCAUCCCAUCAGCCCAGAUUGUGAUAAUCUGGAAAGAACGAAAGAAUAUGUGGAAAGGCCUCAAAGAAGAGGUUAGUGGUGUCAUGAAGCUACCAAACAACCUGAAUUACGACGAGGAAACCGGAAGGCUGACAAACGAGAAUGCCGCUUUCCGGCGCCGAAUACGACACAUACUCAGCCGUCAGUUCCUCAAGACGUUUCUCCACGUGAUUGUUGACGCUGCGAUCCUCUUUGGAAUACUCUUCAGCAUGAUAGUGAGUCCUCUCACCAUUAUUGCCUUUGUCGUUUGGAUCGAGAUCCAAAUCUAUAAUGACGGACCUCCAGGGGAGAGUCCAAGUCAGGUUGGUCAGUGGGCGUACCCCACAUCUCUAGCACUGCUUGUGUUCUCAGCUGCCAUUUCAAAGCUCAAAUAUCGACUCGCUUCAUCUGUUGAGCUGGACCGUGAGAUUUCCGUACUGAAACAACAUCUGGGGGACUUGGAGAAAAUGAAGGAGACACGAUCGGGUUGUGGCUCGAUUGAACUCAGAACAGUCGCAGGUCAGACCAAGGAAAACUAG